Molecule: messenger RNA, 2532 nt
Organism: Mesocricetus auratus (golden hamster)
Lineage: Eukaryota; Metazoa; Chordata; Mammalia; Rodentia; Cricetidae
Product: A-kinase anchor protein 9-like
Exons: 7
Coding region: 941-2278 (445 amino acids)
Biological process (GO): regulation of ventricular cardiac muscle cell membrane repolarization; signal transduction; regulation of Golgi organization
Cellular component (GO): cis-Golgi network; centrosome; Golgi stack
Molecular function (GO): protein kinase A regulatory subunit binding; molecular adaptor activity; potassium channel regulator activity
Source: RefSeq, a predicted model, not a curated record
GAGAGGAAACUGGGAUUGACAUGUAAAACAAGCUAUUUAAAAUUAAAAUAAAAAACCAGGAAAAAAAGAAUUUAAGUGAUAAAGCUAGACAAUGACAUCAUUUGUGUAUGGAAAGUUUUAGACAGAACAAAACGUGAAAGAGAAUAGGAAUAAGAAGAGUAGAGCAGAAAAGAAAAAGGAAGAGAUUUUGGAAAAUUAAAAUGGAGAUUGGAACCAAGAAGGCAGUAUGGAUACACGUGAAUGGGGCCUGGGUAAUUUUAUUUCCUAAAAAUGAAAACAAUAAUUUUCCACUUUUUUCUUCUCCUGUGUUCCUAAAUGAUCAUGUUGUUUUAUUUUUAUUAUGGAUAUUAAAAGUUUUAGAAAAAACAUAAAUUAAUGAAUGUUUGUAGAACAAUGUAAAAUAGAGACACAUGCUGAAGACUACACGAAGAGUAGAAUAAAAACAACAAAGUCCAAAAGUCCCUAUGUAACUGGGACCCUUGUCUUCCGUACAUUUACCGCAUUCCCACUGAUGGCCUUCAUUAUAAAUGUUGUUUUCUGUGUGUGUGUGUGUGUGUGUGUGUGUGUGUGUGUGUGUGUAUGUGUGUGUGUUAAAUAUAUUUUAGUAAAAUUGAUAUUUUCAGUCUUUUCACUAGAUAAUGUAUUUUUAAUAACUUUCUAAAACUAAUGCCUGUAUGAAUAUCUUAAUAUACUUUAUAAAAUGGUAUAAAGUUUAUCUAUUGAUCUGCAAAAAUUCUCUUGUCAUUAUAUUACUUUUAAAUACAAAAUUUAGACAAAAAUGUCACUUGUGUUACAGUAUCUGUAAGCCUUGGCGUAUCAUGUUUCAUGUUUUGUUUCCCCCUUUCCCACUAUAUGAAUGUAUGCUAUAAACAUUAUAAAAUGACUCAAAAGCCUUAUUAACAUUAAACACCAUCUUUUGUUUAUAUUUAGUGUUGAUUCAAUGCUAUUCAAAGACAGUGAUUUACAGAAAACAGUUUGCGGUGGAUACUGUCGACCUGACCACGUCAUCAUCAUAAUAGAGCCAGAAGAGAUGCUUGAGUCAUUUACACAGAACCAAGAAAAAACAGAGUCAUUGUGGUGCCUAGAUGACCUGAAUGAGCACCAACAGGAACAGCCCAGGUCCAGAGAGCAGCCAGCUGUCCAUCUAAAUAAAGCUGAAAGUAUUAUUGAUGGGAAUUUGGAUGAAAGAAUUCUUUUGGAAAGAGAAAUUCAGGAAAACGCCUGCACGAUAGAUCAUCUAGAGCAGGAGUUGCUAUGCAUGAGCGGGAGAGUUCCAAAACUCGAAGAAGAGCAACAGCAAAUACAGGAGGAGCGAGCAUUGCUGUCCAGGCAGAAGGAGGCCAUGGGAGCAGGGGCUGGCCCAGUGGAGCAGCGGCCAGCAGAUGUUGAGGUCGAUGCAGCUCCUGGAGCAGAAACUCUGAACAAAGGACACAUGGACCAGGAGCAACUGCACACUGUACCUAUGGAAAGUGUUGGCAUGGCUGCCGAUGAGCUCCAGGCUGAUGCACUGCAGCCAGAAGAUGUCUCUGCCCAGGACUCUUCUGAGCUUCUAAAGACCCUGACUCCUGUCGGUGGCCUUAAACAAAACUGCAAAGGUUACCGAAGUCUGGAAGCACAGUUACUAACCCUGGAGCAAGGAAAGUCAAAACCAGAACUUCUUCAAAAGAAGAUCAAUAUUCUUCAAAAUUUACUAGUAGAGAAAAUAGCUGAAGCCACCGUUAAUCAAGCACAAAUGGAGGCCUUUCAGCAGUACGGGAAGUACUUCCAAGAGAAGAGAACAUCAGAACCAGAAAUGAGAGAUAGGCUCAAUGAAAAUCCUCCGAAAGGAGACAACACAGGAAUAGGCAUCUUCACAUUAACUUUGAGACUAGCACAGUUAGAGAACCAAGUAGCUGAAAUGCGUUCUAGUUUCAUUAAAGAGAAACAACAAUGCGAAAUUACAGAGAAAAGGGUUUCUGAUAUAGAAAAAGUACUGAAGCUACAGAUGCCUCUAGGCGAGGACACUACAAAAAGGCAAGAGAUUAAAGAAAACGAAAGAAGCCUUCAAGAUUUGGAUAUAUCUGAGACAAGAGGUGAUCUAAUUCAUGCCAGUGGAGACCGUGGAUUUUUGGAUGAUCUUGAAGCUCAUGGAGCCGGAUCUGUGUCUCACAAAGAACAAGACCUUAUAAAGAACAAGCAGACAGCCAUGAAGAGCUUUUGGGUAGUGAAUAUGGAAAGUCUGUGGAAUGUCUCCACAAACCUGACAGAAGGACUUCGUAAGCGGAAAAUCACACAUUAAAUACACAUAUUAGUAGAAGGAAAAUGACUGGGAAGAGAGAACAAGACACUUCAAGCCACAGUGUUUGCAAGAGCACUAGCAUGGAUUUACAGCCAGCUGGAAGAAUUCAGUUUGUUGCUCCGUAAAAAUGUUUAAUUCAGGCAAAUUAUCUCAUUGCACACAGGAGAUAAUUGAUAGUAUUACUAUCAGUGUUAAUAGUUGUCAAAUUAUUUUUAAAUAUCUAUGUUUUAUUUUAAAUAAAGAAAUAGUACGUU